Messenger RNA from Solanum stenotomum, 2235 nucleotides. RefSeq names its product putative UDP-glucuronate:xylan alpha-glucuronosyltransferase 3. Gene Ontology annotation, molecular function: glycosyltransferase activity. Gene Ontology annotation, biological process: xylan biosynthetic process. The transcript is spliced from 4 exons. Lineage: Eukaryota; Viridiplantae; Streptophyta; Magnoliopsida; Solanales; Solanaceae. Bases 208 to 2154 code for a protein of 648 amino acids. The record is from RefSeq and is a predicted model, not a curated record.
UUUGAUCUGUUUCACUGACUUAAAUCAAAUCUUGAUUCUUUGGCAUUUUCUCACCACUUCCCAUCUACCCCCAGAGAAUCAGCUGAAUCAAGAACUGAUUUUUAGAUUAUGUUUUCUUGAUUCUUUGAAAUGGGAACUUGAUUUUCAGUUUUCCAACUCAGAUGUUGUGUUCCUUUAGCUGGAAAACUUGAAAAAGGAAAGCCCAGAAUGAGAGGAAGUUUAGCUGGUGGACCACCUAGUCCUAUUGAACCUAGACAGAGGCUUUCUGUAUUCACUGAGGAAACAAGCAAAAGAAGGUUCUUGAGAAGUAAAGUUUUCAGAGAUGGGGAGAGAGCUCUUCAUAGUCCCACCAAAAACAGGAAUUUUACCUGCAAGUUCCCAACUGUGAAGCUUAUAUUGGGUGUUAUUGCUCUGGUUGCAAUUUGGUCACUCUGGCAUUCUCCAGCAAUUUAUAACACGGAAUACAUAUCUAGUUCAGGCUCUCGAGCUGCUUUGAUGCACAGAGAGUUAAGUGGUCAUUCUUCAGCUGAUCAACGUUAUACAUCACUUUUAGAUAUUGACUGGGACCAAAUUUCCCAAGUUAUUGAGAAACUGGCCGAUAGGCAUGAGUAUCAGGGCGUAGGGAUAUUAAACUUCAAUGACAGUGAAAUUGAUCAGUUGAAGGAGUUACUACCGGACGCUGAGCAUGUAAUCUUGAACCUGGAUCAUGUCCCGAAUAAUAUAACAUGGGAAACAAUAUAUCCUGAAUGGAUAGAUGAAGAAGAAGAAUUUGAGGUCCCCACUUGUCCUUCUCUGCCCAAAAUUCAGUUUCCGGGUAAACCAAGGAUUGAUCUCAUAGUUGUAAAGCUUCCAUGCAAGAAGUCUAAGGACUGGUAUAGAGAUGUAGCUCGUUUUCACUUGCAGCUGGCAGCAGCAAGGCUGGUUGCCAGUAAUAAAGGGUAUCAUCCAAUACAUGUGCUUCUGGUUACUGAGCAUUUCCCAACCCCCAAUCUGUUCACCUGUAAAGAGUUAGUUGUACGUGAAGGCAAUGCAUGGCUAUAUGAACCUAAUCUGAACACUUUAAGAGAGAAGCUCCACCUCCCUGUUGGGUCAUGUGAACUUGCAGUUCCUCUCAAGGCUAAAGCAAAUUGGCACUCUGGAAAUGUAAGAAGAGAAGCCUAUGCAACUAUUCUCCACUCAGCAAAUUUUUAUGUAUGUGGAGCCAUAGCUGCAGCACAGAGUAUUCGCUUAGCUGGUUCAACCCGAGAUCUUGUGAUACUUGUUGAUGAGACUAUCAGUGACUACCACAGGGGUGGUUUAGAGGCUGCCGGAUGGAAGAUCCACACGAUAAAGAGAAUAAGGAAUCCUAAAGCUGAACAGGAUGCCUACAAUGAGUGGAACUAUAGCAAAUUUCGUCUCUGGCAGCUGACAGAUUAUGACAAAAUCAUCUUCAUUGAUGCGGAUUUGUUGAUACUGAGAAAUAUUGAUUUUCUCUUUGAGAUGCCUGAAAUAACUGCAAUAGGAAAUAAUGCAACACUUUUUAAUUCAGGCGUGAUGGUCGUUGAACCAUCAAAUUGCACAUUUCAGCUGUUGAUGGAUCAUAUCAAUGAGAUUGAAUCAUACAAUGGUGGGGAUCAGGGGUAUUUGAACGAAAUAUUCACCUGGUGGCAUAGGAUCCCAAAACACAUGAACUUUUUGAAACAUUAUUGGGAAGGUGAUGAGGAGGAGAAGAAGCAAAUGAAAACACGUCUUUUUGGUGCUGAUCCUCCAGUUCUCUAUGUUCUGCACUACUUAGGCUUGAAACCUUGGUUAUGCUUCAGGGACUACGAUUGCAACUGGAAUGUGGGUAAGUUGCAGGAGUUUGCAAGUGAUGUGGCACACAGGACGUGGUGGAAGGUCCAUGAUGCCAUGCCAGAUAACUUACAUAAAUAUUGUUUGCUUAGGUCUAAACAGAAGGCUGCAUUAGAGUGGGAUCGAAGAGAAGCUGAGAAAGCUAACUAUUCAGAUGGUCAUUGGAAGAUCAAAAUAAAGGACCCACGUUUGGAGACUUGUUUUGAAGAAUUUUGCUUCUGGGAAAGCAUGUUAUGGCACUGGGGCGAAACAAACUGGACAGAUAAUGCAACCUCUUCACCAACACCUCCCAUGGUCAAUACUGCUUCACUUUCUUCUUUGUAACUAGGAGGUUCUGUUACUAUACCUCGCUAGUCUGUAAGUAAUACAGAGUCACAACUUGAAUGUCAACCAAUGCCAUUAGUA